Molecule: messenger RNA, 816 nt
Organism: Symbiodinium necroappetens
Lineage: Eukaryota; Dinophyceae; Suessiales; Symbiodiniaceae
Source: the annotation of a GenBank genome assembly
AUGCUCGUUGGAAGUUUCCAUUCCGUCAGGUAUUGGUCUGAAAGACAUGGACAGCUAUUGCAAGGUGACGUUGUGGUGGUGCUGUUCUUGAGCACGUCCAUUCUCUUCUUCGUCGCGCACCAUCUGCUUCCAGUUGAGGAGCCUCUGCUGCAAAGCGAUGAGAAACUGGAAAAUCUGGAGCGCCUGAAGAAGACACCGGGCAAAGCGAGGACAUUGAAGGAAGCAUUGUUCCUGGUGGACAAUGACCCCUGCAGGCCUUCGGUGUUCGCGGCCAUGGAGGACAAGAGUCGCACCUUGCUGGUGCACAGGAAGCGCCUCACGCGAUCCCGGGCCUGUGUGUUUGUCAAUGCUGUGUUGUUCUUGCCGUUGCUCAUCGACAUGCUUAUGGCAGCUUCAGAUUGGGAGGAUUGGCUUUUUCACGGGAACCUCGCCUACCAAGUGAUCUUUGCCAUCGCAGCCGGUCACUAUGCCAAUAUGUUGUGGGAGGACUUGGACUCCUGCGGCAACUUUAUCACAGGUUAUUGUCGGCUACCUCUACGGUCAAAUUGCGAAAAAUCGGCAACACUUCUGGUGCUCUGGAUUCGCAAUGCGACCUGUCUCAGUAUUUUCCUGAUGGGGGCCAUGCUUGAGCUUCCCGGUCUUGGGCUGGCAACGUUACUUUGGGAGGCACCGCUCUAUCUGACCCUCUACCGGGAAGCGUGGACAUGUGCCAACGAGCUCUCCUAUUGGCUGCUGGAUGAGAGGCCGCUCUGGCAGUUCUGGAGGCCAAUGUUGCUCUUGCUGCUGGCGGUUCGCGUGCCAUUAACUGUCUUGCUC